CUCCCAGCAACACAGUGUAAAUAACUGUGCUUUUUCUGUUGGCUAGGGAGCAUGAGAGGGUAACGUUAGAGGCGAAAUGAAUGAAACAUUGGUUUGACCCUGGUUAUUUAAUGAGCUAGCUUAAGGGAGCAUUGAGUGCAUCCUGAAAGCAAGAUCCCAAGGCUAAAUUACAGAUCAGACAGACAGCUGAUGGUUGCUGGCUAGCCAAUGGGGCUGUUUGACAAGUUGGCAGGAUGGCUGGGGUUGAAGAAGGAGGUGAAUGUGCUGUGUCUUGGUCUGGACAACAGUGGAAAAACCACCAUCAUCAACCACCUCAAGCCCUCCAAUGCCCAGGCACAAGACAUCGUCCCAACGAUUGGCUUCAGCAUAGAGAAGUUCAAGACAUCCAGUCUUUCCUUCACAGUGUUUGACAUGUCUGGUCAAGGCAGAUACAGAAACCUUUGGGAACACUACUACAAGGAAGGUCAGGCUAUCAUAUUUGUCAUUGAUAGUGCCGACAAACUGAGGAUGGUAGUAGCCAAAGAAGAACUGGACACGUUACUAAACCAUCCUGAUGUUAAACACAGGAGGAUACCUAUCCUGUUCUUUGCUAACAAGAUGGAUGUCAGGGAUGCUCUAUCUUCAGUCAAGGUCUCACAGCUGCUCUGUUUGGAGAACAUCAAAGACAAACCCUGGCACAUCUGUGCCACUGAUGCUCUGAAAGGAGAAGGUUUACAGGAGGGAGUCGACUGGUUACAAGAUCAAAUCAAAACAAUGAGAACAUGAGGGCAUGAGGAUGGACACAUCGGAAGUAGCAGCAUCCAUAGAAGUCUUGAAAGACUGGUUGACCCUGUUUACAGGGGUACCAUGAGAUAGUAAUGUUUUUAAUGGGGUAUUUAGAUGGUUCUUGAAUGUGUGUAGUCCACUCUGAAAAGGAGUACAUGAUUUGAUCCUCUGAUACCAGUAAUAACAGUAAAAAUGCAUCCACAACAGUGAAGUCAAUGAGAAACAUACAAAUUGGCAAUAGUAACAUUAAUUAUGAGUUUAAACUGAUAAAUACAGCUGUCCACAGGGGCAGUAAAAAUAUAUUUUUACAUAUUUUGGGGUCUAAAUGACUAAUAGGUACAAAAAGGUUUGGAAUUGGUCCAGUAGAGACGCGAAAUGGGCUGCAAUGGCUGCGAAGUAAUCCUUGCAGGCAGUUGUGCCCAUCAAAAGUACAUCCACUACUGCUCAGAUUGUUAUUUUAAGUGUCUGACAACGUUAUGGAAGAGAUAGACCUUUUUGUUAAAGAGUUACGACCCUUUUUGAUUAACCAGAAACAGAAGUCUCCCCCAGGGAAAAGUCUCACUCUGAAAUCUCAGUCAGUAAGUCAUCUUAUCUCUGUAGGGAUCUUUCCAUAAUGUUGUCAGAAACUUCUGAGCCUGUCAGUGGCAAAAACAAGCACUUUUAGUGGACGUACUUUUGAUGGACGUAUUUGCAUAUUGUUGGGUUGCAUAUUUAGUUUGCAUAUUUUAGCCCUUAAACUAUCCCCUGUGUCCGACAAAUGGCAUGUGCCAGCUGCCCUGAAGAGACAACAUGUUUCGCAGCUGGUUGAUUCAGACUGGCACUACAUUAUACCAAUGAUGUCAAGGUAUUUUGCCCUUUGUCCACUGGCUCACAAUUACCAAUAUUAGCUAUGGUGUGGCCUUGUGUGCUAUGAUCAUAUUCAUUUCCACUGCACCCUGACAGCAGGGGAUAAAUGCUCUGAUCUGCAAUUUAAUGGCCACUGCUUGAGAGCAGGUGACUGGGCUAAUACAUACAAAACGACCUGUAAGAAAGGUCCUUUAGAAAUUGUUUCCACCUCUGAAAUAUGCCAAAUGUUCUCAGAGCCUCUUUAGAUACAUUAUUAUAUAUGUUUGAAGCAUCACAACAGUUCAGUUAUCGAUCGUUUACUUCUUCAGCAGAGGCAUAUUUUCUGGUAUUUGGUUGACAAAUACCAAAAUAUUUCAUGCAUUUCAGUGCACGCUGCCUUUCUAAAACUUGUAUAUAGGGCUAUCUCACUGUCACAUUAAAAACAGUUACUAUAUCUUUACUGCAGCUAAUACUUCAUGCGGCUCUGCUCGUGUUUGAUUAAUGUUGCUCUUUUUUGAGUAGCUGUGAAAAUAUAUGUUGUGUAUUUAAGAUUAAAUGUUUUCCAGGACCCAGUAGAUUUUGUUGUACAUAUUGUUACUUGUGGCUAAGUGUACAUAUAUAGAUAACUUAGCUGUAACAAGUAAUACAAUGAUUGUCAUAAAGUGAAUGUCAAGUUAAUUAGCCUGCAAAGUUUGCUUAAAAAUCUAAACUUCUCUUCACAAAGCUAUUUUUCAAGUAGUUUUAUCUUUGCCUUAUUUCGUUGCUCAAAGAAAAAAAAUUGUAAUCAAACAAAAUGAUUCUUACAAUUUACUCAUGGUACUUCACUGAUUUCAAAGGCAGACAACUGGGAAAAAAAUCUGCUCAGUCUGCACAAAGUUUUUAAUGCAAGCCUUUGAUCCUCUUCUCAAGUCUCUGACUGAAAGCUUGCAUUAAAAAACACUUCUGUACAGAUCAGAGUGUAUGGCUGCUUUUUUAGCUUUUAUCAAGCUCCAUCACCUCAACCAAGCUCCACAGCAAGUGAGAGGUGUUUCACUGUUUUUAAAUAGUUUCAAGGCAAAAAGGAAUAACUGGCAAAAAUGUAUGAUAAAAUAUUUAAAAUAAUAGUUUUAUUUUAUAUACUCUGUGGUAUCCUGUUCAUAAAUGUCUCAUCUGUAAACCUUAUUUUUAGGACUAGAAAUAUCACAAAUUCCAGAAACUACAAAAACGCCUUGUAACACUCCAAAAAUAUCCCCCCCCCCCCAUAACACGUGACAUGGAACUGAAUAUAGACAGAAAAUGUCAGAGUACGAUUACUAAUGGGUGUCCUUACAGUCGUGUUCACUUAAGACUGUACUAUACAGAAACUAUACAGCAAAUGUAGGAUGUUUGAUUGACAUUAAGACAGCCAUGUCUUGUUUUGAAAAGGAUUUUGUUCAUGGUUCAAAAUAUUAACUGUUGAAUGUAUUACCAGUGUAUAGGGUGAAUUGGACAAACCAAUUCCUAUUCGUUGUUGAUUGAAAAGUCAAUUCAUGGUUAAUCAGGCCAUAGCAACAGAUUUACCAACCAUAGAAAACUUCACAGAUACAUUUCAUGUAGAGCAAAUAAAAAAAAUCAAAUAUGUCAAGUAUGUGAUCGUUUUAGCUUAAAGACAAGACAUACAAGCUGAAUAUUCUGCUUUUGUUGCUAUUGGGUGGUUUAAUAUUUUCACAUCCUGAAAGUUGUACAUCAUUGUACUGUAAUGUUUUCGUUGCAAUGAGACGCUUCCAGCGAAAAUUGCUCUGUGUUACUUUCAGCCCACUCAUAUUUUUGUCUUUUUUUAUACUACCACUGGGGGACACCCAAGUCCAAAAUAUUAAAAUCCUACUCAUAGUGGCUUUAAGGACACCACAUUGAUUUUGUAAUAUAUUGUCUAUUACAAUAACUAAGACAUUUUAGAGUGGUGAUUUGCUGGGAAAAGUUUGGUCAACUUUCAUGUCCCCCCAGACAUCUUACUUCAUAUUUUCAAAACAGGAAGAGGGUCUUUGUGAGGUCAUGUUUCAUGUCCUCCAGUCAUCUAUUUCAAAACAAGGACCCUCUGAGCACAGGUUCACUUUAGCAUCAAAGUUAUAGAUUCUUCCUUCAAACUGUAUCAUCAAAUGAGCUGUAUGUAUUUUGUUUAUUACAGUAUAUGUGUUAAUUUUCAAAGAAUAAAUGCUGUGGAAAAUGAA
Molecule: messenger RNA, 3776 nt
Organism: Siniperca chuatsi (mandarin fish)
Lineage: Eukaryota; Metazoa; Chordata; Actinopteri; Centrarchiformes; Sinipercidae
Gene: arl6
Product: ADP-ribosylation factor-like 6
Exons: 8
Coding region: 208-765 (185 amino acids)
Biological process (GO): protein localization to cilium; intracellular protein transport; cilium assembly
Cellular component (GO): axoneme; cytoplasm
Molecular function (GO): GTPase activity; GTP binding
Source: RefSeq, a predicted model, not a curated record